This is a messenger RNA of Populus nigra (black poplar), 1764 nucleotides long. RefSeq lists its product as uncharacterized. The record is from RefSeq and is a predicted model, not a curated record. NCBI's taxonomy places the organism in Eukaryota, Viridiplantae, Streptophyta, Magnoliopsida, Malpighiales, Salicaceae. The transcript is spliced from 3 exons. Bases 777 to 1331 code for a protein of 184 amino acids.
UCAAAUUUCGUUUUUGUAAAUGUUGGUGAGUGAAUAAGUGCUUACUUACUGCUUGUUUGGUAAUAAGGUUCAAUUUAUUUUUUUGGGUUAAAAUUUGUUUUUUUUUUUAAUUUUACUAUAAAUUAAUUUUUUUAAUGUUUUUCAAUUAUUUUGAUUUGUGUUAAUAUUAAAAAAAAAAUUAAAAAAAUUAUUUUAAUUUACUGUAUUUUUGCGUCAAUUAGUUUUAUUCUCCUUUCCGCAGGUGCUGAAUGCUAAUUAUAAGCAAAGAGUCAAGAUAAACAUACUAAAUAAAGGGGUACCUACCCUUAUCUUUGGACGAAACCCACGUUCAAUCCUUCGUGCACCAACCUCCUACUACAUCGAAGCUAAAUGUACAUUUAAUUUCCCUUUUUCCUGUUGUCCUUUGGUUUCUGGCCUGUUUAGCUAGAAUUGCUCUAUGAAGUUGACCAAAUUUGUUCUGGCAUGUUGGGGUUUGUUGAUUGUUUGAGGUAUGGGUGAUUGAGAGAGAAUUCAAAAGAUGUUUAUCCUGAUUGAGAAAUUAUGGGUGGCAAGUAAAAACAUUUCCUGAAUUACGAGGGCUCACUGCAUUCUGCAUUUGUGGAUAGAUUUGGACGUUACAGUUGAUCAAGGGUUCUCUUUGUUUUAGCUUGGAAUGAAGAGUUCCUUCAAUAGGAUUUGAUUGAGGCGACACUUUCGUUUGUGAGUUUUACAAUACGAUGAUAACAGUGUUCGAGUUAUAAAUAGUGGGAGAGUAGUGUUAUCGAUAUCUACCUUGGAUGAUGGGCCGAUUUGUUUCGAGAGAAAGGGAGCUUGAAGUUGAUCUUGAAAGUGGCGGGACAACCAGUGAUGAGGAUCGAAUGAGCGAUCCCAUUUCAGCAAAUGGACAAGCCAAGGCACUUUUAAUGGAGGCAUGGACUGUGCCUGUGGGUUUUCUAGGACUGGUGAAUUCAUCAAGCUUUGGCGAGGUUGGUGCUGAGGAUGUGGAAUUGUUGAUAGACAAGAAUUCAGAAGGAAAAGAGGGACAGCAGAAAGCCUUCGUGGAUAGGAAGGAUGUCGAAGAGAAACAUAUAAAGAAGAAUUUGAGAAAACCUCCCAAGCCACCGAGACCUCCUAGAAGUCUGUCACUGGAUGCUUCUGACCAGAAGUUGAUGAAAGAAAUCACCGAGCUUGCCAUGAGAAAACGUGCCAGGAUUGAAAGACUUAAAGCGCUAAAGAAGAUGAGAGCAGCAAAGGCGUCAUCUUCGAGCAGUAGCUUAUCUGCCAUGUUCAUCACAAUCAUCUUCUUCCUCAUUAUUAUCUAUCAAGAAUUGCUUCAACGUCAGCAUGAUUAGGAGUAAACUCCCGUGAGUCUUCAUCCAGCAACAAACAAUCUAUUUCAAGCUAAAAGUCACGCAUCCUCUUUCAAGUGGUCAGCUCAGCUUCUUUGAUGCCAUGAACUCAACCAACUUACUGCUCAGAGCGAGAAAAGACAAACCUUGAAUUUGGCUGCUGCGGAAUUAUCAGAGCAGUACCUGAAAACUGAAAAAAUCCCUUAACAUCCCUGCUUUUUAGCUUUUAUUCCAUGCUCGAUCAAUAAUUCAUCCCAACUUCCCACCAGGUGAAAACACGGUUAUUUUUUUUUGCCGGAAAUGAUUGCUUAAGAUUGUAUUAUCGUACUUGUCUUUAGUUCUCAGGUUUUCUCUAGUUUCAUGUACCAUGCUACAGAUGCACGGCCAUCAAAAUACCAUUUAUAUUCGUUUGAUCCUUGUAUCGAAAUUCAGUAAA